AUGUGCAGCAGCCAGGGUAAAGUACUGUGUUUGACUAUAGACUUUGGAUCUGGCUUCACUUGUUCCGAGAGCUCCUCGAAGACGAUAUUAUGGAGAUACAAAUUCUCUCAACUGAAAGGCUCCUCUGAUGAUGGGAAGACAAGGGUGAAACUUCUCUUCAAGAAUGCUGAAAACAAACAGAUAGAGAUGAAGCUCCUUUCAUUGGAGGACUUGGCGCUGAUUGCAGACCUGUCAGGUUGUCCUCCACCCGUUCUCCCAGCCUUCUGUCACAACGACUGCCUCGCCAACGAGUACCGUUCCAUAUCUGGAGUCUGCAACAAUAGGCACAAGCCUUUCUGGGGCACAGCCAACAGUGCCUUGGCCAGAUGGCUUCCGGCAGAAUAUGAAGACGGAGAAAGACAACCAAAGGGCUGGAACCAUGGGCAACUAUAUAAUGGCUUCCAACUUCCCCCGGUACAUGAAGUCAGCAAGAAAAUACUGCAGAGCUCCAGCAAACCCAUGUUGCUAGAUGCUGUUUAUUGUCAGAUGCUAGUGGACUGGGGCCAGUACAUCGACCAUGACAUAUCCUUCACUCCUCAAAGCACAAGCAGAGCUGCUUUCUUGGGAGGACUGGACUGUUUAAAGACGUGCGAAAACAUAAACCCUUGUUUCCCUAUUGAGACAUUCCCUGAUGACAAACUGUCUGGGAACAGAAGCUGUGUGCCGUUCUUUCGUUCGUCGCCAGCCUGCUUCUCCGGUAAUGCACAGGCUGCGACGGCGGACAUCAAACACGCGCUACAACGUCAACAAAUGAACUCAAUCACGUCUUUCCUGGAUGCAUCCACUGUAUACGGCCACACCCCAUAUUUACAGAGUGCCCUUCGAGACCUCUCAAACACUGAGGGUCGGCUGGCUGUCAACAGCAGAUUCACUGACCGUAGUGGCAGACCCUACCUGCCUUUUGUCCCCAACACCCCGUCUCCAUGCUUCCAAGAUCCAGGGGAUCCUCAGGGGGAAAGGGUGGAUUGUUUCCUGGCUGGGGACAGCAGGGUGAAUGAAGUUCUGACUCUGGUGGCUCUACACACGUUGUGGAUGAGAGAACACAAUAGAAUCGCAGAGGCCUUGAAUGGCCUCAACCCACACUGGAGCUCAGAGGUUAUUUACCAAGAGGCCCGCAAGAUCAUCGGAGCUCUGCACCAGAUUAUAACCACCAGGGAUUAUGUUCCCAAAAUCAUUGGAAAAGAGGCUUUUGAUCUUUACAUUGGUCCCUAUGGGGGCUAUGAUCCAACUACAGAGCCCUCAGCCUCCAAUGUGUUCUCUACUGCUGCAUUCCGAUUUGGCCAUGCCACUAUUCCCUCAGUUCUCCGGAGACUCAACCAGAGCUUCCAGGAACAUGAACGCUUCUCCUCUUUGAGUCUGCAUAAGACUUUCUUCAGUCCCUGGCGACUCGUCAAAGAGGGUGGACUAGAGCCAGUCCUCCGAGGUCUGUUGGGGACGCCGGCGACAGCAGUGACCCCAGAAAACCUACUGACAGAGGAGCUGACAGAGAGACUGGUUGUGCUUACUGUCCCAGGGGGUUUGGACUUGGCCGCACUCAACCUGCAGAGGGGACGUGACCAUGGACUUCCAGGUUACAAUGACUGGAGGACGUUCUGUGGACUUGACAGAAUAGAGACUCAAGACGACUUCAGAGAAGUUGUAAAGGAUGCAAGUGUUGUUGGGAAGAUCAUGGACCUGUUUAGACAUCCUGACAACAUUGACGUGUGGCUAGGAGGACUGGUAGAGGAACCUCUGUCUGGCUCCAGGACUGGUCCACUCUUUUCAUGUCUCAUUGGAAAACAGAUAAAGAUGAUUCGAGAUGGGGACAGGUUCUGGUGGGAGAGUGAGGGUGUGUUUACACAGGGUCAGAGGGUGGAACUUCUAAGGCACUCUCUAUCUCGCGUGAUCUGUGACAACAGUGAAGUGAAAGAGGCCCCUCUUGACCCCUUCAGGUUUGGGAAAUACCCUGACGGGUUUCUCUUGUGUGACAAUAUACCAUCGAUGAACUUGGAGGCCUGGAGAGAGGAGCCUAGCCCAGCGUCAACUAGAUCCACUUCCCCGAGCGAGAGCAACCCCAGAGACAGGAGCCGUCCAGAGAUCACCAUCCUAUCAGCUGAGCCGCUGGCGUCCAACACCUGGUUCCCCGGGGCUUCUGGGGGAUUCCCUCCGCCCCCUCCUCCUGCUGCUAUGAUCUGGAGCAGUAGUAUACCUCCUACUAUACAGCCCCCUCCUUCUUAUGACGAGGUGAUUAGAGAGAAGAGUCAGGUACAGGUACAGGUGUUGCCUCCUUCCUUCUCCUCCUCCCCCCGACACUCCGUCUCCACAACUACCAUCGCCACGCAGACUGACACCGGACUGGAAUUCUCAGCAGUGGCCCACGCCCCCAACCAGAGAGGCUCUGUGGCCAGGAGACCUCCAAAGCCUCCCAGACCUUCCUAUCCCUAUACAGCCAAACCGUCGCACCCUGAUGACACGACGUCGCACGCUGAUGACACACUCAUCUUCCUAGAAGACAGUCCAGCACUACGCACACACACUCAGACCAGCAGACACACCGUCAUACACACAGAGGAGACUAGACCAACAGCGUUUCACUAUGAUCUCUUGACCUCUGUUCCUUUCUCACCUCUGACCUCUGCCUCUGGCAGCCAAACCGACCAUUGGGAGAAGUCCUCCUUCGUCCUCCCCCCUCAUUCCACUGUCUUGACAACGCCCUCCGACCUUCCUCUGCCCCAUAACCAGCCCAGGCCACGUCCUCGCACAAAGAAUAACCUCCGACCAAUCAGGAGAGAGGUCAAAGUUCAGACCCUGGUGAGGCUGGGACAGACAGGAUGUGAGGUCACAGAGAACCAAGAAGUGAGUCAUCAGGGGGGGAAGUACCUUCAGGAUCUCCUGGACGCCUUCAGUUCCGACGAUUGGGGCUUCCCUGAUCACCAUAGCAACGACGAAGUAGAGAGGGACUUGAGAGGAGAAGAAGAAGAGGAGGAGGAGGAAGAUAUAAGAGCCAGGAUACAAGCCUUCGAGCUGCAGCAGCAACAGGAGGACCAUGGUAACCAUGCAGACAGUGACCACGGAGAUGGAGCGUUGCUAGGGGGUGGAAAACCUGAAUCCCGCCCCCGACUCUUAGUACCCCUGUCCCAGUCCUCGCACCCCUACCCCUGCUUCCUAGAAAGCUCCCCUCUGAACCCCAAAGACCAGACCACCAGGUGGGGCAGACAGAAGGGACCCCCCUACUCCGUCCCCCUCCAAGACCUCCAGUAG
Molecule: messenger RNA, 3279 nt
Organism: Salvelinus namaycush (lake trout)
Lineage: Eukaryota; Metazoa; Chordata; Actinopteri; Salmoniformes; Salmonidae
Product: thyroid peroxidase-like
Exons: 15
Coding region: 1-3279 (1092 amino acids)
Biological process (GO): thyroid hormone generation; response to oxidative stress
Cellular component (GO): membrane
Molecular function (GO): heme binding; iodide peroxidase activity
Source: RefSeq, a predicted model, not a curated record